GCAUCACAGGAAACGGAAACACCGUGUGGCAGCGUAACCAUGGCGUGUACUUCCGUUUCCCUUCCAGUCGGGAUUGUUGUGCGCUCUGCAGGAAUGUGUGGAGAUGCUGUCGCUGGGGGAGAGGGCACAGCCGCAGCGUCCUGCUGACAGAUGAACGCAGUAACGGCGCUGACACACUCGCAUCCGCGCGGCUGCGCAUCGGUCCCGUUACCGCACAUUCCCGGACUCGCAUGAUUGACUGAAGCGGCCCCUCCUCAUGGCGAAAAACACCCUGUCCUCACGAUUCCGGGGAGUCGACAUCGACGAAUACGACGAGAAUAAAUUCGUGGACGAGCAGGACGAGGCGGCCGAGCAGCAGGGACCGGACGCGUGCGAGGUGGACCAUCUGAUCAGGCAAGGGGACAUGAUGACAGCAUUUCACAUCGCCUUGAGGAUUCCACCAAUCAACUCCAAGAAUCCAGCAGUGAAAGAUCGGGCACAGGCAGUGGUGUUACGAGUGCUGACUGCAUUCAAGAGCAGCGAUAUCGAGCCGGCCGUGAAGUCUCUGGACAGGAACGGAGUGGACCUGCUGAUGAAGUACAUCUACAGAGGCUUCGAGAAGCCCUCAGACAACAGCAGCGCCAUCCUGCUCCAGUGGCACGAAAAGGCUUUCGCUGUGGGGGGUCUGGGGUCCAUCGUACGAGUGCUGACUGCGAGAAAAUCUGUCUGAGGAGCCGCAAGAAAACAGAGAGAUAAGCAGCCACGGGAUUUGUUUCUCUUUCUUAGACAAGGACAACUUCCUCUCUCACAGCUCAGCCUUAUCCGAGGGAAAACCACUCAUGCUCAACCGAUUAUUUCACUCAAAAACAGAGAUAUUGUAUGAUAUUUAAUGUAAAUUAUUGAUGCAUCAAUAUGUUGUUACGGAAGUCACGAUUCUCGACUAAUGAAGGUGAACGGUUGUGCGACGGAAGGAUGAGGAGUCUCGUGACCAGACUUUGCUGUUUGAGCCCUGAGCUGCAGUUUCAGGGAAUGAAAUACUGUGACGAAUAUGAAAGUUGUAUUUGCCUGUUUUACUUAGUUGGCGCUCUCGGAUGUGUAGUUCUCAUUUCUUUAGUUCCGGUUUUAAUUUUUUCUUAUUGUGCAGAAAGAGGAUGAUGUUUAAUAUAUAGUAUUUAGGUGGUGGAUUUAUGGUUCAAAUCGUAGUGUGGGGUUGGGUCGGGAGAGUUAUUGUGAAGUGCCUGGUGCAAUAAAGAACAUUAAGAGUGUAUUUCUUUUCU
Messenger RNA from Sinocyclocheilus grahami, 1256 nucleotides. RefSeq names its product actin-related protein 2/3 complex subunit 5-like protein. The coding region runs from base 257 to 709 and encodes 150 amino acids. The record is from RefSeq and is a predicted model, not a curated record. The transcript has 4 exons. NCBI's taxonomy places the organism in Eukaryota, Metazoa, Chordata, Actinopteri, Cypriniformes, Cyprinidae. Gene Ontology annotation, biological process: Arp2/3 complex-mediated actin nucleation; regulation of actin filament polymerization. Gene Ontology annotation, cellular component: Arp2/3 protein complex; actin cytoskeleton.